AUGAGGCUGCGUCAGCUGACCGGGCAGGCAUUCCUCGAUGCCAUCAAGGAGACACCCAAUGACGGCCUUAUACUGUCCCGAUACAUAUUGCAUACAACAAGUCUGGUUGCGACGUCGAUGGAGGCGCUGGCCGAUAUCCUUGUACAUAGGAGCUCCGACCUUGAGAAGCCACCAUUUGCGAAAACGCUUAUGAAGAAAUACAUCGGGAACAGCCUGAUAACAACCGAGGACGAAGAGCACAGGCACUUGCGUAAGAUGACUACACCAGCCUUCCACUUCCGGAAUAUCAAAAAUCUGUAUCCUGUGUCUUGGGCAAAGUCGACAGAGUUCUGCCGCACACUAAAUAAGACUCUGGGUGAGCGGCCUGACCGAGUACUAGAUAUUUGGCAUUAUUCUACUCAAGUUACCAUGGACGUGAUAGGCCUGGCGGGCUUGGGUCACGACAUGGAUUCUUCGCAGCAUAGGGAUGAUAGACUGAUCAAUGUGUACAAAGAGAUUUUCGAACCGACGAAAGACAAGUUGCUGUUUUUCAUAUGCCAGAUUUCAUUGUCGCCUUGUGUGGUUGACAAGCUGUCACGGGGACUUAACAAGAACGAUUUUGUGGCUGAGAAAAAGGCCAAAUUAAAGCUCGAGAGCGCAGGCAGUCAGGGAAGCCUAGAUGUCGUGCCAUGUAUGAUUAGAAGUAAUGAAUUCCCGGACGAGAAUCUCGUGGACCACCUUAUGAAACUAGCGGCUGCUAACAGCCAUAGUCACGAAACAACAUCAUCCACUUUGACAUGGUCGUUUUGUUUCUUAUCCCGACACCCAGACAUACAAAGCCAUCUGAGAUCAGAGAUCCUUGAAUGCAUACAAGAUCCAAAGGUGCUCUUGAACUCGGCCUUUGACGUCGCCGGCCUCUCGAAAGCAUACACUACCUCAACGGCGUCCACGCGCGUCGCGAUCCGAGACACAGAAGUUGCGGGGCACCAUAUCCUGGUCGGAACAAUGAUUUAUCUUGUUCCGUGGGCGAUAAAUCACCACUCCACAAUGUGGGGCCCAGAUGCCAAGGAGUUUCUGCCUGAACGUAGGAUUGACAAGGAAACUGGAUGCCCGACCAUGAGGGGUGGAGCAGGGAACAACUAUAGUUUUCCGACGUUUUCGCACGGACCUAGAUGUUGUAUUGGCGAGAGGUCUGCGAGGGCUGGGCUGUGGGCACUCGUGGCGGCGUUGGUGGGUAGCUUUGCUAUGGAGUUGGUGGACCCGCUGGAAAAAAAGUCGUCGCAGGCGGAACGAUUACGAGUAAGCUGA
This is a messenger RNA of Bipolaris oryzae ATCC 44560, 1287 nucleotides long. RefSeq lists its product as uncharacterized. Gene Ontology annotation, molecular function: iron ion binding; monooxygenase activity; oxidoreductase activity, acting on paired donors, with incorporation or reduction of molecular oxygen. Lineage: Eukaryota; Fungi; Ascomycota; Dothideomycetes; Pleosporales; Pleosporaceae. The record is from RefSeq and is a predicted model, not a curated record. The coding region runs from base 1 to 1287 and encodes 428 amino acids. The transcript has 4 exons.